AUGCCUUUUUCUUUAACUGAGCGUGGCCCGUUAGAUAUUCCUGGUAUAGGAAACUAUAUCCUGAAGAUCUUUUCAGACGCUUCAACAUUAGGGUCACAUGAAUUUACCCUGUACUUCUUGGAUUCACAUGCAUAUAUUGAGAGUGAAGAAGAAGAGUUAUACGAUUUCAUUAAACCAGAGCAAUUGGAUUGGGUUAUCAAAUCAGCAAAGUCAUUUAAGUCUAAGCCCAAUGCUGCUGCGUUUUUCCAUAUACCUAUUUGGUAUAUAAACGGAUUUAAUGGAAAACUAGGCGACGCACGAGAAGGCAUUUCAAGUCCCAAGAAAAACAAGGUUUCUGCAUUGGAAGCAUUUAAAAUUGCUGGCGAUAUUAAAGUAACAUCAUGCGGACAUGACCAUGUGAAUGACUUUUGCAUGGAAAAGGAUAAUAUUCAGCUAUGUUACGGUGGUGGUGGUGGUGUUGGUGGUUAUGGCGCUGAACACAUGGGCUGGCCGAGACGAUCUCGUGUGUUUAAAAUUAGUGAUUUCGGAAGUACAAUCACUUCUUGGAAACGUCUCCACAAUGAUAAAUUAUCUAUGAUACACUUCCAAACUCUUUUUUCUGGAUAA
Messenger RNA from Mucor mucedo, 606 nucleotides. RefSeq lists its product as uncharacterized. The transcript is spliced from 5 exons. Bases 1 to 606 code for a protein of 201 amino acids. Gene Ontology annotation, cellular component: cytoplasm. The record is from RefSeq and is a predicted model, not a curated record. NCBI's taxonomy places the organism in Eukaryota, Fungi, Mucoromycota, Mucoromycetes, Mucorales, Mucoraceae. Gene Ontology annotation, molecular function: phosphoprotein phosphatase activity.